Messenger RNA from Hippocampus zosterae (dwarf seahorse), 2135 nucleotides. It is a transcript of the gene rasgef1ba, whose product is annotated as RasGEF domain family, member 1Ba. Gene Ontology annotation, cellular component: plasma membrane. Lineage: Eukaryota; Metazoa; Chordata; Actinopteri; Syngnathiformes; Syngnathidae. Gene Ontology annotation, biological process: positive regulation of GTPase activity; Ras protein signal transduction. The transcript is spliced from 14 exons. Gene Ontology annotation, molecular function: guanyl-nucleotide exchange factor activity. The coding region runs from base 704 to 2104 and encodes 466 amino acids. The record is from RefSeq and is a predicted model, not a curated record.
GGGGGGGGGGUGCUGCGGUGAUUAAUCUCUACUGUUUAAUACCAUUUUAUGCAACAUGUACACUGGAUGCAGCAAUGCCUCUCCUAAAUACAAAUGAAAUGUGUCCAAAUUAGGAUUAAGUCAUCUCACUUUGUCAUCACUGGGAACCAAACCCCCCAAAACACCAAAAACAAAGCAAGCAUGUUUUUAACGCAAUUUUUUAAAACCUUUUUGCAGAACCAAUUCUUUCGGAAUUAAUUUGGUGAAACAGGUACUGGCACGUAAAGGAAAAGUGACGCGAGAGUGGUGGAAAAACCAACCGAAGGGGCAAAAAACACCGAAACAAUAGAACGAAAGAGAAACCAAUUGGCGAGGGGGAGGGGGCGUGGCCGGACGACUUAUCUCUCUUCUGAUUGGCUGCCGCCCUCGCACUUAAAAGCCGGCGGCGUCGCGCUCAGCUCACAGCGAGCGCGAGACACGCACGGGAGGGCGCCAUCGCUCCCCUCACUCACUCAGCCGCUCUUUCAGUCUUGCACGCCGGACACCGCGCACCUUCACGUGGCUUCCACUCGGCGGUCACCACGCUGACUUUGGGGCAUCUUUUUUUUUCUGGUUGCAUUGUCGGCCGAGCAAGUACCCUGAGGAGUGUUGGGACACUCGGAGGUUCUUUUUGGAGGGGGACAGGACGCACUCGCUGCCUGCACCUGAGGACGACAACAACAACAUGCCUCAGACACCGCACAGCGCCGGAGGCUACAACAAAAACUUUUACCAGGCCAAGGAGGAGCUCUAUUCUGGACUCUAUUACCAUGACAACAACCUGGUAUCCGGAUCCUUGGAGGCCCUCAUACGGCACCUGCUGCCCACAGUCGACUAUUAUCCAGAUAGGACCUACAUCUUCACAUUCCUGCUGAGCUCUCGCCUCUUCGUCCACCCGUACGAGCUCAUGUCCAAGGUGUGCCACCUGUGCGUGGAACAGCAACGACUCGGCGAUCCCCAAGCGGAGAAGAUACGACUCAGGAAGAUCGCUCCGAAGAUCCUUCAGCUAUUGACGGAGUGGACGGAAACCUUCCCUUACGACUUCCGGGACGAUCGGAUGAUGCGCAGCCUGAAGGACCUCACGCAUCGGCUCUCCACUGGAGACGAGAUUUACAGGAAGGCGGCGAGCCAGCUGAGCCAAGGUUUGAUCCGUAGGCUGACGGUCCUCAGCCAGUACGAGGAGGCUCUGGUCAAGAUCAACGCCACGGCGGCUGAGCGUCUGACCGUCCUCAAGACCAAAGCCCACGUCCACAGGGACAUCCUGUCCGUCUGCAACGACCCCUUCACCCUGGCCCAGCAGCUGACCCACAUAGAACUGGAGAGACUCAGCUACAUCGGCCCCGAGGAGUUUGUCCAAGCGUUCGUCCAAAAAGAUCCGGUGGACAACGACAAGGGCCACUUCGGCGAGCGCAAGAAGGCCGCCAACCUGGAGGCCUACGUGGACUGGUUCAACAGGCUCAGCUACCUGGUGGCGACGGAGAUCUGCAUGCCCAUGAAGAAGAAGCAGCGCGCGCGGGUGGUGGAGUUCUUCAUCGACGUGGCGCGCGAAUGCUUCAACAUCGGCAACUUCAACUCCCUCAUGGCCAUCAUUUCUGGGAUGAACAUGAGUCCCGUGUCCCGCCUGAAGAAGACGUGGAGCAAAGUGAAGACGGCCAAGUUCGACAUCCUGGAGCACCAGAUGGAUCCUUCCGGAAACUUCUACAACUACAGGACGGCGCUGCGCGGCGCCACUCAGCGCUCCGUCACCGCCAACAGCAGCAGGGAGAAGAUGGUGAUCCCGUUCUUCAGCCUGCUCAUCAAAGACAUCUACUUCCUCAACGAAAGCUGCGCAAACCGACUGCACAACGGCCACAUCAACUUCCAGAAAUUGUGGGAGUUGGCCAAGCAAGUGAGCGAGUUCAUGAGCUGGAAGGCCGUCCAGUGUCCUUUCGACAAGGACCGCAAGAUUCUGCACUACCUGCUCACCGCGCCCGUCUACAGCGAAGACGCGUUGUGUCUGGCGUCGUACGAGAGCGAAGGGCCCGACAACAACGUCGACAAGGACCGAUGGAAGUCGCUUCGAUCCACGCUGCUACGUCAAGCAUAAACACGAAGACGACCCGAGAUGUCAUCCCCCA